Molecule: messenger RNA, 1885 nt
Organism: Aegilops tauschii subsp. strangulata
Lineage: Eukaryota; Viridiplantae; Streptophyta; Magnoliopsida; Poales; Poaceae
Product: linolenate hydroperoxide lyase, chloroplastic
Biological process (GO): sterol metabolic process
Molecular function (GO): heme binding; monooxygenase activity; iron ion binding
Source: RefSeq, a predicted model, not a curated record
ACCUCUCGCCCUUCCUCCGCGUGAACCACACUAGCUCAGUUCACUCUACUCCACCGAGCUGCUGCGGCUGAGCAGCUGGUCCAGUGAGCUUAAGACCACACACGGGCUGGGGAUAUCCAGCUCGCGGUAGCCACCACCACACCGAGCGCGCGUCCGUACGUCUCGGCCAUGCUGCCGUCUUUCUCACCGGCGGCCACUGCGGUGGCGACGCCGCCGCCGAAGCCGAUCCCGGGCGGCUACGGCGCGCCCGUGCUGGGACCGCUCCGGGACCGGCUGGACUACUUCUGGUUCCAGGGCCCCGAGGAGUUCUUCCGGCGGCGCGCCGCGCAGUACCGGAGCACGGUGUUCCGCGCAAACAUCCCGCCCACGUUCCCCUUCUUCGUCGGCGUGAACCCUCGCGUGGUCGCCAUCGUGGACACCGCCGCCUUCACGGCGCUGUUCGACCCGGAGCUGGUGGACAAGCGCGACUGCCUCAUCGGGCCGUACAACCCCAGCGACUCCUUCACGGGCGGCACCCGCGUGGGCGUGUACCUGGACACGGAGGAGCCGGAGCACGAGCGCACCAAGGCCUUCGCCAUGGACCUCCUCCGCCGCAGCUCCCGCGUGUGGGCGCCCGAGUUCCUCGAGGGCGUCGACGACAUGCUCGCCGCCAUCGAGUCCGACCUCGCCGCCGGCAAGGAGGGCGGCGCCAGCUUCCUGGUGCCGCUGCAGAAGUGCAUCUUCCGGUUCCUGUGCAGGGCGGUGGCCAGCGCCGACCCGGCCGCCGAGGACCUCGUCGACCGGUACGGGCUCUUCAUCCUGGACGUCUGGCUGGGGCUGCAGCUGGUGCCGACGCAGAAGAUCGGCGCCAUCCCGCAGCCGCUGGAGGAGCUCCUCCUCCACUCCUUCCCCUUCCCCUCCAUCCUCGUCAAGCCGGGGUACGACCUGCUGUACCGCUUCGUGGAGAAGCACGGCGCCGCGUCCGUGGCCGUCGGCGUCAAGGACCACGGCAUGUCCGACAAGGACGCCAUCAACAACAUCCUCUUCCUGCUCGGCUUCAACGCCUUCGGGGGCUUCUCGGUCUUCCUCCCCUUCCUCAUCCUGCAGGCCGGCAAGGACGCCGCGCUCCGCGCCAAGCUCCGCGACGAGGUGCGCGCCGCCCUGGAGCGGCACGCCGGCGAGGUCGGGUUCGCGUCCGUGCGGGCGAUGCCGCUGGUGCGCUCCACGGUGUACGAGGUGCUCCGGAUGAACCCGCCCGUGCCGCUGCAGUUCGGGCGCGCGCGCCGGGACUUCGUGCUGCGCUCCCACGGCGGGGAGGGCUUCUCCGUCGCCGCCGGGGAGAUGCUGUGCGGGUACCAGCCGCUGGCGAUGCGCGACCCGGCGGUGUUCGACCGGCCGGACGAGUUCGUGGCGGACAGGUUCGUCGGGGCGGAGGGCGAGGCGCUGCUGCGGUACGUGUACUGGUCCAACGGGCCGGAGACCGGGGAGCCGACGAAGGGCAACAAGCAGUGCGCCGCCAAGGACGUGGUCGUCGCCACCGCCUGCAUGCUCGUCGCCGAGCUCUUCCGCCGCUACGACGACUUCGAGUGCGACGGCACCUCCUUCACCAGCCUCCAGAAGCGGCAGCCCAGCUGAAAAUCACCGCGUACGUACGUGCGUACAUUUAGGAAAUUAAUUAAUUAGCAACCAUUUUUUUUCACUCGCUCUGCUUCUGUUGAUGAUCGAUCUCAAGUGUCAGAUGAGCUGGUAAAUAGAAAAAAAAGAAAAACAAGUUCUCUUGCUCUACUGUUACUUUGUAAGAAUUUCGUGGUGGUAAUUAAAUAAAAUCGCAGAGGAUAUCUUGUGCUGUACCAGUGGCUGUUCGUCACGUACUGUACCGGCCAAGUACGCCUGUAUUUUCAGAUUA